Molecule: messenger RNA, 852 nt
Organism: Iphiclides podalirius (scarce swallowtail)
Lineage: Eukaryota; Metazoa; Arthropoda; Insecta; Lepidoptera; Papilionidae
Source: the annotation of a GenBank genome assembly
AUGACUUCGGGAGGUUCUGGUGCGGUUUUCUUUUUGGGUACCCGGGCUCAUUAUCAGGUAUUGGACCAGCCCGAGUCUAGGUUCGACUCUGAGAACGGAAACAAGUCCACGGAGACCAUUUACCAAAACUCCAACAGCAUUCAGGAGCUGUGGCCGAGGCAGCAGACCAGCCUAGCCGCGGAAGAUGAGGCAGACCGGAGGAACUGGAACUACGAACACGACGACGUCACCGUGGUCUACGAAAAGGAGAAACAGGAGCUUGGGGUUGGCGUGAAGAGGAGAAUGAGACGACGCCAGAGCGAGGCGGCCCUCUGCGAGGAAGAGUUGAGGCCCGCUGUUCUGAACAGCGUGGGCGAGAAUGAACCGCCGAAGACCAAACCGUCGCGUCGCAUCUCACUCAUGGGAUUCCUAACUUCGCUGGGCAGACGCAAGCGGCGACUGGACUCAGAACAAGUCCAGUACUUGCGCCAUCUGGAGAGCGCCCUAACGAACUGCACGUACCGCGAGUCGUGUCGUUGCUACGAAUGUCAGAGUCGCUAUUUCGAAUGUGACGACGGCAGUGAAGACUAUAGCUCUGAUGAAAGCGAUUACACCCCACGCUAUAUUAGACAGCCUGAGCCCAUUAUGGAAGAACAUGAUCAUGACGACUCCGACGACGAAGUGUUUGUGAACUCCGUGCCCGGUGACAACACUUCAACCGACCUACUUAUCGACGGAAAAGAGAAGAUGUCGGUUUCGUCGGAUACACUGGACGAGCAGGACGAUGAAGCUGCCCUGGAUCUGGAAGUAGCCGCUGGCACACCGGUCCUACUAAACUAUCUACUUACACAUCCCAUCACUUGCACUAUCCAG